Molecule: messenger RNA, 3419 nt
Organism: Archocentrus centrarchus (flier cichlid)
Lineage: Eukaryota; Metazoa; Chordata; Actinopteri; Cichliformes; Cichlidae
Gene: irf4a
Product: interferon regulatory factor 4a
Exons: 9
Coding region: 128-1510 (460 amino acids)
Biological process (GO): immune system process; regulation of transcription by RNA polymerase II
Cellular component (GO): nucleus
Molecular function (GO): DNA-binding transcription factor activity, RNA polymerase II-specific; protein binding; RNA polymerase II cis-regulatory region sequence-specific DNA binding
Source: RefSeq, a predicted model, not a curated record
GAACUUCGCAGAGCCCGAGAGGCUCCUCCCUGUAACAAAUUAAGAUGUGAUAACGUUGAAGAAUAGGAACCCGAUAGCUUCAAAACAGAUUUCAGCGGUGGACCUGACAUACUCAAAGUUUGCACAAAUGAACCUGGAUGAGGACAGUGGCCUGUCAGUCAGUUGCGGCAAUGGCAAACUGAGACAGUGGCUAAUCGAUCAGAUUGACAGUGGGAGAUAUCCCGGCCUGGUUUGGGAGAACGAUGAAAAAACCAUCUUCAGGAUUCCGUGGAAGCAUGCAGGAAAGCAAGAUUACAACAGAGAGGAGGAUGCUGCACUCUUUAAGGCAUGGGCGUUGUUCAAGGGAAAAUACAAGGAAGGUGUAGACAAACCAGAUCCCCCUACAUGGAAAACCAGACUACGCUGUGCCCUUAAUAAAAGCAAUGACUUUGAUGAAUUGGUAGACAGAAGCCAACUGGACAUCUCUGAGCCAUAUAAAGUGUACAGAAUCAUUCCAGAGGGAGCCAAAAAAGGAAUGAAGAUGAGCACUGUGGAGGAGGCCACACCACAUGCAACUACCCUUAGCUAUAUUCCUCCAUAUACAUCCCUGCACAAUCAGGUACCUGGUUUUAUGGUUUCUCAGGAGAGAAGGGACUGGAGAGAUUACCACACACCUCCAGAACAGCAGCCUCUUCCACAUCACCAUGGGCCACAUCCAGAGCUGCAGUACAGUCAGUGCCACUACCCAUCAUCAAUCAGUCGGGCCUGGCCUGGGUCACACUCAGAAAAUGGUAUUCAGCUCUCCUUCCACACCUACUUUUCAGAGUCUCAACCGCCCAUGUAUGCAGUGGACCAUAACAGUGCCAUAACAGAUUUUAGCCUGCAUGUGUCCCUAUUCUAUAGAGAGACUUUGGUAAAGGAAGUUACCACCACCAGUCAACAAGGAUGUCGGAUCACUUCUUCCUCCUCUCCCUCCUCUUCCUCUUCUUCUUCCCCAUGCCCAGAGGACAAGUUUCACAGUGGGGCAGAAGUAAUUUUUUUCCCAUUCCCAUACCCUGAAUCUCAGAGACAGGGUGCCGAGAUGCUUCCUGACAUACUAGACAAAGGGGUGCUUCUGUGGAUGGCAGCCGAUGGGCUGUAUGCUAAGCGCCUGUGCCAAGGAAGAGUAUAUUGGGAAGGACCUCUGGCUCCAUUUAUGGAUAAACCCAACAAGCUGGAGAAGGAGCAGCCAUGCAAGCUGUUUGACACCCAUCAAUUCCUUAUUGAACUUCAAGAUUUUGCCCAUAAUGGCCGUCAUGUACCAAGACACCAGGUGGUGCUAUGUUUUGGAGAUGAAUAUCCUGACCCACAGCGCCCAAGGAAGAUGAUCACAGCACAGGUGGAGCCUGUGUUUGCCAGGAAACUCGUGUACUAUUACCAGCAGAGCAAUGGCCACUACCUACGGAGCUAUGAACACAUCCAGGAGCAGAGCACCUCUCCAACAAUUGACUAUCACUCUUCCCAGAGACCUCUGCAGCAUAUUCAGGAGUGACAUUCAAAUACAAGCACACACACAGAUGUGCACACACAUAUACAUGAAUGUGAAUGUAAUGCUUCAACUUUUUAAUCAUGAUUUGUGACUGCAGUCCUGUGUACAGUAAGCAGUAGUAACUGUCAUGUUAGCGAGGGGUAGAGUGGGGGAAGACCCUGUCGUUUUCACUUGCACACCUAUGCAUCGUAGUCUUUGUGUCUGUGACUGUGGAGUAAGGUUUUUUUUUUUUCUUCAACAAAUAUUAUUGUGACAGUGUGAAGGAUGCGGUUUGUGGGUGGGGGGAUGAGGAGAGCGGAGGGCAACUGAGACAGGAAGUACUAGCACAGGUGCACAGGAAGAAUGGCCCCUAAGACAAACACUGAUAUGUUAAAAUGAUAAAACAGCAUGAAUGAAUAGUUAUUAUUCACAGGUAACAGCUUAAAAUGGGAUUCUUGCUCUUGUGUGGUUAAGUGGCACUGAAGACCAUAAACAAUUCUGACUUUUUGGCACAAUUUGUUUUCUUUCUUCUUAUUUUCCUAUAAUACUUGAGAUGAUAAAUAGCAACAUUUGUUAGAUAGGGAAAUGAAAUGUGAAUAAUUUAGUCCAAUAUAUACCUAAAUUCUUGGUUUGAUUUAAGAAACUGAGAGAAAUAAAUGAUACAGAAGCACAAAAAAACCUAGAACACUGGUUCUCAAUCUGAGACAUGGGAUCCCUUUAAUAUGUUGCAAGAUAAUCCAAAGGUUCAAAAGCUGAUAACAGACAUACUGUAUAGUUUUCAUAGAAUUAAAAAAAAAAGGUUUAAAAGAUACAGCUUUUUUUGUAACCAUGGACCAUGGACCAUGAACUUUCUUGUAUAAUUUCAUUCCUCUGGUGCUAUAGUAAGUUAUUAUUUGAACCUUUUCUUUUGAUUGAAACAUACAGGCAUUAAAGUUUAGGUUUUGCAAGCAGACAGUAUUUUGUUUUAUGGGCUUACAACACACAACACAUUUUUUGUAGUUCAAGGCCUUUGUUUCUGGCUGUGAUGAUCAGCAUUGGAGUAACUGAACUGAAGGAAGCUGACUGGAAAAUCACACUCAUCCCGUAAGUUGCAGGGAAACUAUACCUGUUCCUCUUGACCUGAAACUAGUGGCCUUAUAAGUAGGAAGGAAAACUACCUUUGUGGUCCGAAUGCUGGUUUAGACAGGGAGGAGUUCUCUGGUUCCCAUGCCCGAGUUAGAUGCUGACACACAGGGUGGCCAACAAAAGCAAAAGCACAAGAUGCCACUUUAUAAAUUGAUGAACAGUAUAAAGCAAAUAAUGCCAAAAUGAGUAUAGUAGAAUUCCUUGUUACUGAAGGCCUAAAGGUUAAUGCUGAAGUAGAAGGGAUGAAGGUUUUGUUAUGUUUUUCUUCUGUGAUCCAGAGUUUCAAUCUCUGCACUUACUUCCUUCACACUUAAACCACAUCACUUUCACAAUGGCUUCAAACGUCUGACCAAAAUGUCUUUUUUUUCAAGAACCAUAGAUGAUUUUCCCCCCUUCAACAUCUAUCUCCCAAAAUCUCCCAAUUGUCUGCUGAGUGAAAUUUUGUUUCACAUUACUUCACAGUCAGAAAUUUGACAUGCUCAGAAUCAGUCAGCUUAAUGUACAGCAUGCUUUUGUGUAGUGUGUGUAAAGAAGUACAUGUGUCCAUGUGUGUAGGUUCGUACCUGUUGCAGUAUUACUGUUAACUGGAUCUGACAUUUAUCACACUCAGGACAAAACAUGUGACUCCCCCACCUACAACAUUAGUGACUCAAUCGCAGAUACACACCCUUUUCACGUCACAGGUUACAGUUACAGUAAAACAGUCAGAGCAAACUACAGAUGUUACCACACCAUUUUUUAAUAUUGUACGCAUUUAAAAAAAAAGAAGAUGCAAAUCAGAUAUUACUAUGGAGAUUGUUUUAAUAUA